CUGUCAUGUCGGCGCUUGGUGGUGUUUAUCCGCGAAUUUUUGUUUGUUUUUGUGUUAUUUUCCUACAAUUAUCCGUGGCGCACAGCAAAAAAAGUGCUUAGAUAUGUUAAACUGUGUAUUUUGUUCGAUUUUAAGCUAACACAAUGCCAUAUUACUGCACUGUGCCUCGAUGUACUUCGAUGGCCGGGAAAGCCAAGAACGUAUCAUUCCACCAGUUUCCCAGAGAUGAGGAACUCGCUAGAUUGUGGAACGACAUUCUGAAGAGAGGGAAGCCUUACACUAAAUACUCAAAAGUGUGCAGCCUGCACUUCAAACCGGAGGAUUACACCAUAACUAGCGUCGGAAGAAAUAAAGGUCAAUGGCGUACGCUCCGCAAAGACGCGAUACCGUCUAUGAACCUGCCGCUGGAGACGCCGCCGCCAUCCCAGGGGAGGAGCAGCACCGGCGUGCCCGGGGGCAUCCCGCCCAACCUCAUGGAUCCGCAGGUGCAGCAACAAGUGGCCCAGGCCAUCUACAUGCAGACCAUGCUGGCUAUGCAGGCGGCCAGCUACCGGGGAGAGGGUGUGGACCUCAGCGUCAGACCAGACGCCCUGCAGAACCAGGAUGACGCAAGCGACCACUCAGACGAGGCAGAUCACCAGCAACCGGAGUCAUCGCACCGAGACAUGUCCGAACUAGAGAAAUUCCUGCUCAAAUACAAUAAUCUUAACGAAAUAACACGCCCUCCCGAACCGAAACAAGGUAACGAUCCCACGUCAUACCAGUGUCAAGAUUGUACUAAAUGUUUCAAAGACCCCGAUGUGUUUUUACUGCAUAAACGCACUCACAUGCCACAAGAUGGCGCUGUUAAAGACGAAGCGCAGAAUCGCACGAUUUCGCCGCUAGAUGGCGUUGUAAGCGAAGAAAACUCAAACGUUAAAGUUAAAAACGAUAGCACUCUACGCGCUAAUCCAAUACUAGCUAAUCUGUUAAAACCUGAAGAGACUAAAGUGCCUGCUAGUGUUAAUUUAGGUAAGGAAAUAAUGCAAGCCAUGGCUUUAAAUAUGGAGGCUUAUUUUAGAAGUAUUGUAGCUACGAAAAAGGGUUACAUAGAGGAUUCAGGAUCGGAGUCAGAAAGGUGUGAAGAGUUGAAUGGAUCGAGCGAAUCGAAUAGGCUGAUUAUUGACGAAACUGUGUAGUUUAGUAAUCUGGAAAUGGAGUGUAAUAGAUGAAAUAUCACAAUGCCUAUAACAUUCAAGAAGCUAAGCA
Messenger RNA from Plutella xylostella (diamondback moth), 1248 nucleotides. RefSeq lists its product as uncharacterized. Lineage: Eukaryota; Metazoa; Arthropoda; Insecta; Lepidoptera; Plutellidae. The record is from RefSeq and is a predicted model, not a curated record.